CCGGCGGAUGAGAGCGCAGCCGAGAGACCGAGGCAUCAUCCUGCGUGGAAACAGCGAGGAGGGGAGGAGAGGAAACGGAGCGACGGAGAGAUGGCGAGCGUCAACAUGGGGCCGACACCACCGCUGCUGCUGCUGGGGCUCUCAUGGCUCCUUCUGGCCGCGCUGACGCCUUUUGUCCGGGGUCUGAACGGCGACGAGGACCAGAACCAGGACACCGAGUGCAAGAUGAAGAGCGUCACCGUGUCCGCGCUGCCGUUUCUGAGGGAGAACGACCUGAGCAUCAUGCACAGUCCGUCGGCCUCGGAGCCCAAGCUGCUGUUCUCCGUCAGGAACGAUUUUCCCGGAGAUGUCGUGGUGGUGGACGACCUGGAGAACACCGAGCUUCCCUUUUUCGUCUUGGAGAUCUCUGGGAAUUCAGAGGACAUCCCUCUGGUGCGCUGGAGGCAGCAGUGGCUGGAGAACGGCACUCUCCUCUUCCACAUCCACCACCAGGACGGCAGCCUGAACCUCCCCGAGCCCACCGAAGACCCCGCCAACAAUUCUGCCAAGGAGGAGCUCCGCAUCCUGCACAUCUCUGUCAUGGGCGGGAUGAUCGCCCUUCUGCUGUCCAUCCUGUGCCUGGUCCUGAUCCUCUACACCCGCAGGCGCUGGUGUAAACGCCGCCGCAUCCCUCAGCCCCAGAAGAGCGCCAGUGCUGAGGCAGCUAAUGAGAUCCACUACAUCCCCUCCGUGCUGAUGGGGGGCCAGGCCAGAGAGAGCCUGAGGAACUCCAGGGGUCAGGGCCCGAACUCCAGCGGCACCCUAAGCAUUCGGGAAACACCGAUUCUAGAUGGGUACGAGUACGACAUCACUGACCUGCGUCACCAUCUGCAGCGCGAGUGUAUGAAUGGUGGCGAGGAGUUUGCCAGCCAAGUCACCCGUACACUGGACUCCCUUCAGGGCUGCAAUGACAAGAAUAACAUGGACCUCACACCCGUGAGUGACAACACCAAGCUGGCUCUGAUGAACAAGUACAAGGAUAACAUCAUCGCCACGAGCCCCAUCGACAGCAACCACCAGCAUACCAACACGCUGCUGCCGCACAACACGUCCACCAGCCAACGCAAACGGCUCUCCAGCAACACCCGAGCGGGUUCAACUUUCUUGAACCCAGACGGGGACUCUGGGACGGAGGCAGACAGCGAGCCUCACUUGGCCUUUUACACCGACCCAAACCGCAGCCGCCGCCGGAGUCGAGGUAUGAGAAAUGGUAAUGCCAACAGCGCGUGGGGCUCAGGGGCAGGUUCCCCGCGGAGCCCCAUCAAUAAGACCACCCUGACUCUGAUCAGUGUCAUCAGCUGCGUGAUUGGCCUGGUUUACUCCUCGCACCUCGCCUGCAGCCUCGCAGUCCGGGUGAUCCUACACGUGCCAGAGCACCUCAUCGCUGACGGUUCGAGGUUCAUCUUGCUGCAGGGGAGCCAGUUAGACGCCUCAGACUGGCUGAACCCGGCUCAGAUCUUGCUGUACUACCAGCAGAACGCCAGCGGGCCCUGGGUCAACGAGCUGUGUGGACGACGCCUCCUGGACCCCUGUGAGCACCAGUGUGAGCCAGAGUCAGGAGAAUGUCUGUGCCUUGACGGCUACAUGAAAGACCCGGUCCAUAAGCACCUCUGCAUCCGCAGUGAGUGGGGGGCCAAUCAGGGUCCCUGGCCUUACACCAUCUUCCAGCGCGGUUUUGAUCUUGUGAUGGGGGAACAACCCUCUGAUCGCAUUUUCAGAUUCACAUACACUCUAGGAGAAGGGAUGUGGCUGCCGUUGAGUAAAAGCUUUGUCAUCCCUCCCGCUGAGCUCGCCAUAAACCCCUCAGCCAAGUGCAAGACGGACAUGACGGUCAUGGAGGAUGCGGUGGACGUACGGGAGGAGCUGAUGAUCAGUUCAUCGUUCGACUCUCUGGAGGUUCUCCUGGAUUCCUUCGGGCCUGUCAGAGACUGCACCAAGGACAACGGAGGCUGCAGCCGCAACUUCCGCUGCAUAUCUGACCGAAAGCUGGACUCCACCGGAUGUGUGUGCCCUCCAGGGCUGAGUCCUAUGAAGGAUGGGACCGGGUGCUACGACCACCACAUCGGCAUCGACUGCUCUGACGGCUUCAAUGGAGGCUGUGAGCAGCUGUGUCUGCAGCAGCUGGCUCCUCUGGAGGAUGACCCCACUCUCUACAACAUCCAGAUGUUCUGUGGGUGCAUCGAGGACUACAAACGGGGACCAGAUGGGAGGUCGUGCCUGCCGCUGUCUGAGGUCUGCACCGAGGGAAUAGACUGCGGGGAGUCAGUCGACAUCCCAGCUAACCAGACCGUGUUCGGAGACCUUUUCUAUGGCUACAACAACCACACCAAGGAGAGCACCUCCGGACAGAUCCUCAAGGCUACCUUUAGGCAGAAGAACUUUGCCCGAGGCAUCGAGCAGCAGCUCCCAGAUGGCAUGGUGGUGGCAUCGGUGCCAACAGAGGUUCAGUGCCAUGAGGAGCUGUCGGACCCCGUGCCCGACCCAGAAUACCUCACAGGCAUGGUGAACUACAGCGAGGUGUCUGGAUACCCGCUGGUCCAGCACUGGAGUCUCCGCUCGGUGCUGUACCACGUCAAACUCAAUCAGUGGGUCCUCUCUCAAGCCUUCAGCUCUGCCAUCCAUUCUCUGGACGGGGCGACGCAGCGGAGCGACUUUGUCUCCAUCAUCCGGGAGUUCGGGAACCACUAUGUGCAGGAGGCGGUGUACGGCUUCCAGGAGUCCUGCACCAUCUGGUACCCCAACAAACAGGUCCAGAGACAGCUGUGGCUGGAGUACCAGGACAUCAGCAAAGGUAACUCGCCAUCCGAGGAGUCAGAGGAGCGCGACAAGGAGCAGCGGACGCUGACCUACCCGGCGUACAUCGCCAGCCUGCUGGACACGGGUGCAAAGCGCAUGGCAGCCGGCGUCCGUAUGGACUGCACCAGCCAGGGCCAGUGUCCGCGCUCAUGCCACCUCUGCCACAUGAGCCCCAGAGCGACACAAGGCCGGCAGCAGUCUGAGCCCGUCCUGUUGCAGAUCACCAAGGCUGCACCCAUCUAUGAGCUGGUGUCCAACAAUGAGACCUACCAGGCUCUUCAGGAGGCGAUGAUGAGCAUGCUGUGGUGUUCUGGGAAAGGUGACGUUAUCGAUGAUUGGUGUCGGUGCGAUUCCAGCGCUUUUGGCUCGGACGGACUGCCCACCUGCGCCCCACUUCCCCAGCCGAUGCUGAAACUGUCUUACACCUACGAGCCCAGCAGCUCAUUGGUCAUCUUGGAGUGGAACCACACGGAGCCACCAAUAGGCGUGCGGAUAGUCGAUUACCUCAUCAGCCAGGAGAAGGUGACGGAGAGGAGCGACCACUCCAAAGUUGAGACAGAAACACUUUUGAGCUUUGUGGAUGACAUCUUGUCGGGGGCCAGGUCUCCAUGUGUGAUGUUAGGGGACAUCCCCAACCUCCUGUCCUCCUCCAUCAGCAUGAUCAUCCGCUGCCUGGAGCCCGACACCACCUACAUGUUCAGACUGUGGGCGGUAGACAACACAGGGCGCCGCUCCAAUCCAAGUGAGGUGACCAUCAAAACACCGUGUCCCACUGUGGAUGACGUCAAAGCACAAGAAAUCUCCGAUAAGAUCUAUAACCUGUUCAACGGAUACACCAGUGGAAAAGAGCAGCAGACGGCCUACAACACUCUGAUGGACCUGGGAGCGCCCACGCUGCGCCGCGUGCUCUACCACUACAACCAGCGCUACGAGAGCUUCGGAGAGUUCACCUGGAGGUGUGAGGACGAGCUCGGGCCCAGGAAGGCCGGCCUCAUCCUCUCCCAGCUAGACGAACUCUCCCCGUGGUGUAGAGGUCUCCUCCAGGAGCCGAAGAUCGGCCUCCGCAGGAUGUCCCUCAAGUUCCUGUCCUGCCGUUACACCGACACCAAGACCAUCGGCCUGAACUGGUCCGACAUGGGCAAGGACGUGCACAAGGCCUGUGAUGAGCAGACGCUCACCGUCAUGUACAACGACUACGGCGAGCCCAAGGAACUGUAAAAUUGACCAGAGCUUUCAUUUCAGAUGUGUGCAGGGGUACGAGAGAUUUGUCAAGGCCAAUAGACAAACAAUUCAAAUGCAGGUUUCACAUUUGUUUCCAGAAGCUACAUGGGUUUUCUUUCUCUUUUAGCGAUGCUCCUAAUCAUUCUGAACACCAUUAGCUCUGCUCAGCUCUCCCCAACUCUCCCCAUCUCUUGGUAAAUGUAUUCAAAAUUCUAAUAAGUGCUCUCAGCAGCUCUACUGCAUGAUGAGAUUUUAUAAUCCUUGGCUGUGAUUUGACCACUGCUGAGGUCCAUCUUUCCCAUGCAAAGUAACACGACUUAUUCUGCAGAUGCUCCACAGUAAAGGUUUUCCAGAUUCAUGCCCUUUGAUCAGCUCUCCUUGGUCCAUAAUAAUUCCUUAAAGUUUAACAAAAGCAAGUUAAAAAAUAAUAACAAGGUUUGUGGUUCAAUCUGGUAGCUUUUUAAGUACCAUGGGCAAAUCCCAGAACCCUUUCUGCCAGAGCUCAGGCCAGCAUGUCCAAAGAUGGUCCAUUGUUUUCAGUGUGUGUUUGUCAAAUGAAGACAAAAGGUCAUGUUUGUACAGGAUUAGAUUUACCCGGAGAAGCCUUGCUAAUUUUGAUGAAUUCCUGAGGAUGUCUGUGUUUUCAAUACCUUGCAAAUCAACCAUGUCUGUAAUUUGUAAAGUAGGUAUUCCAGGGCAAAUUACCAACCAUACAAACACAAAGGUCCUCUGAUAUAAGUCAACCAGUUCCAUUCGACAUCUCAGUAAUUCUCCAGUUGUUUUUUAAAUCGGGCUCUGCAGCAUGUUUGCCUCUUUUUUUCUGGUCGAGAAUAAUAGAGGCGAUGUUGGACGUUGUAACAAUGGUUUUGACAGCGUUUUCAGUGCAAUUGAUUUGGCUCAUCUCGCUACAGUACGUAGACACAUUGGUAGAAAGAGCAAAAAAUCCAUCAGAAGAACCAGAUGUGUCCAGAUGGAUGAUGUGCUCUGCAGAAUGUGGUCAGGAACAAGUUUUAGCCUUCAACAGCCUCAUAUUAAAGCCUUGAAAGUGCAGAUUUUUUUUUUUUGCAUAACAACAAUGUCAAUGGCAUCACAUAAGGUGCACUACAUUGGUUUUUGGUAUAGAAUUUGAAAAGAAGAAGAGUGCAGUGCCUGAUAUAUUGUUCCCUGGUAACCACUAAAUCACCCGUGCAGACACUUUACAAUCAAUUUUUCAAAUUAUUGAAAAUUGGGGAUGCGGAGCUCAAUACAAACGUGUUAUUGCAUGGUAUCUCGUAUACUUUAUGACCUAACAUUAAAACCUUGACAUGUCCUUAAGUUCUCCAAUGUGUCCCUGCCCCCCAAAAGACGAGGUGGGUGUCAUGCAGUGCCUAGAGGUUUUCAAUCAGGAAUGUCAGUAAAUCAGAAAAAAUGACAGACUGGGCUUCUACGGUGUGAAUGCAACGCACCAUCGCUGCCCUUUAGAGGACAAUUCCCAAAUAAGCAGAGGCCCCCCAGGUAAUACUAAUCCUGUGUGAACAAGGGUCAAGGCUUUGAGCUUUACCAUUUACUGUGAAGCAGCUGCAUGCUCAAUAUGAGAUAGUUAAGUAUCUACAGGUUGCCUGAGGUAAAGGUUGGUAACUGUUCUUAUUGUCAGUGUAUUGCAAGGAAGUAAUGGACAGACCGAGAAAUUUAGAAAACCCAGAUUUGCUAUCAUUUGAAUGCAGUAAGUCAACAAUUAAAACAAACAGUAGUUAAUAUUUUGUUUGACUUGAAAUCAUGACAGAAGUUGUAUUAUCCUCUACAAAGCCGACUUAUCAUUGGAUCAUGUCUCUAAUUCUUUUGCAUGUCGUUGUUGGACUUUACGAUCUUUAUUUAACACUUCAGAAGAGCGCAUCUUCCAUUUAACGUCUUUACAAAAAUCUGACAGAAUAGUGUAAUCUAAAAGGGAAAGUGGGAGUUUUGUGGGCUUCUUCAGAAUUCAUUCAGAGCUUAAAGGUCUGAUCUGGGACACGCAGCUACUCCUUUGUGCCUGUUUUAAUCCAAACUUAGUCUCAUCAUCUUUAGCUAAAUUAUGGUGAUGCAUUUCUUAAAAACCAGAUGGGUGGUUAAGAAUUUCAAUGUCUGACCACACCCUUCCUACAGAUGCAGAUAGCUGUGUCUAUGAGCUGAAGUCAUCCCUCCUACAGAUGCAGAUAGCUGUGUCUAUGAGCUGAAGUCAUCCCUCCUACAGAUGCAGAUAGCUGUGUCUAUGAGCUGAAGUCAUCCCUCCUACAGAUGCAGAUAGCCGCCUCUAUGAGCUGAAGUCAGGGCUUAGGUCCUUGUAAAGAUCACAUGACCAUCAAGGAAGUGUAGGGGUCUUUUGUAAAAACACAACUGUUUUAAAAUUAAUUGUAGCUUUAGUUUCACUGAGACAUCGCUGCCAUUGGUCGAUAUUUUACAGCUUCUAAUGCUUGUCGUUUAGAAAUGCUGAAUAAGUGCAGCAUACACCCAGCAGGUGAACACUUUGCUCUACCAUCCUGUGUUUCCUCGGCUGUGACGUGAUUUCUGCUGCUGUAUUGUGUGUUGUUGCCUAUAUACAUCGAGCCUUAUCAGGAUGAUCCCAUUUUUUUAAAUGUCCUUUCUUUGUUAAUGUAUUUUAAAGAUAUCGUCCUCAUGAACGUGGUCAAGUUAUUGAGACCCUACCAAAGGUCAUGUCAUGACAGUAAAUGCCAUGUGGGGAAACUACGAUGGAGUAUUUGGGCCACAUUGAGGGAAUCAAAAAUCUGAGUUCUCGAGAUUAAAGUCAUAAAUGUUGGAGAAUAAACUCUGAGAUUUAUGAGAAUAAAGUCACAAGUAAAGGAAGUCAUAAAUGUGCAAGAAUACAUUUCUGACUUUAAUAAAGUUAUACAUUUACGAGAAUAAAUUUGUAAAUGUACUCAAUUAAAAUCAUAAAUUUACAAGAUUAAAGUUUGUUACUUUAUUCUAUAGUUCUAUCAGAAGAGCAGUGGCCACCUGUAUGAAAGUUAGCAUCUUGUGAAGUUAUACUUCAGCCUGUCAGCAGCAGCCGCCUCGUCGCUAUAUUGCAGCUCAUAGAGAUAGCCAUGAACAUCCGAUUCGAGCAAAAGACCCUUCAUCCAUAUCAGUUUGAAGUUGAAACAUACUUUCUGCCAUUGUUGGUUCUCCUCAGCUUUCUCCACAGAGACUGUUAGCAUAGCUACCAAGCAAUAUGGCGGACAUUGAGUUUCGAUUCUGGGAGUGAGGUGCCACACACUGAUCUGUAAUAGGUCAACCUUUCAGAAUAAUGGUUUUAACCAAAGCCUCAUUUAAAGCGAUUUACAAAUUUAAUAUUGUAAAUUUACGACUUUAUUCUUGUUUAUUUACGACUUUCAUCUCAAUAGGUUAGAUUUUGUUUUCUUGAACGUGGCCCUCAAACUCUGUCGUAGGAAACAGAUGAAAAAGUCAGAGUUUGAUCAAGUAGAGUGAGAAAGGUGAGGUAUUAUGUCACGUUAGAAGUCUACUCUUCAUUAUGUCAGAAUGGAGAAAUACAGGUGGUCUGCGGGGAGUGAUUUUUAUAGUUCAGACAUUCAAAGAGAAAGUUGUACAGAACAUUUAUGAUAAAGUUUUAGAGAUAUAUAACCUGCUGAAUGUAGUAUCAAUAGUUUGCAUUUAUAACAGAGGCUGUUAUAGAGUUUUAUUUGAUCUGUGUACAAUCCUUUGAUUUUCUCUUCAUGUUCCAUAAAACCUGCCGAGCUGGACAGCGCCUUCUCCUUUCCUGUUUUAAAGUUCUCCAGUGUAACCAAUGAACGCUGUCAAAACAAACUAACAUGUUUGUACCUGCUACUUUGUGCGUUCAAACCUCAUGCAAUAAUCUUCAUCUCUUGAACAUUUGCAUUAACUCUUUGUGUUUAAAGUGCGGACCUUUGGACCUUUCUUUGACCUCCGUGUAUGUCCCUGAGUCACUGUGCAGUAUGCUGGAGACUGAUGUCAAAGGAAAGCAGAACGUAUUUGAGUUGUUGAUCUUGAACAAAUCUCAUUAUGUGAAUACUAAACUGAACACUUGUAGAUUUUUGUAUAGGCAGCAGAGUGUUUCAUAAAAGCAUCACGUUAUACAGCACAGUGUUUCUCUUCUGUACAUACGUGUAGAACAGGUGAUCUUUAGUGUGCUUUAGUAGGUGCAGUAUUGUACUGUAAAAUCUGCAGUGUAGCUUAGUGUAGCAGCUCUUAAAAAAAAAACAGGGUUUAACAAUCUUUGUCGUGAAGCUGGAGUCCAAAGGUUGAUAUUAAACAUGGUGAUGUAACUUUAUGUCGGGACAAAAAUGUGAAUUUGAAGCUGAAAUGAAAAAGACGACAAGAUUGAGAUAUUUUGACCCUUGAGAAAAAUGUGAAGUAUCUACCAUCUGCAUGACAUUGUUCUGUCUAUACUGUUUGUGGCUCUCAUACAUUUAACUUUUACACUUUUAUCUUUGCUACUUACAAAAAAAACAAUAAAGAAUAUAUUGUGAAAGUG
Molecule: messenger RNA, 8521 nt
Organism: Labrus bergylta (ballan wrasse)
Lineage: Eukaryota; Metazoa; Chordata; Actinopteri; Labriformes; Labridae
Gene: astn1
Product: astrotactin 1
Biological process (GO): neuron migration; neuron cell-cell adhesion
Cellular component (GO): membrane; endosome
Molecular function (GO): protein binding
Source: RefSeq, a predicted model, not a curated record